CCCUGGUAUGAGGUGGUAUUUUUCAUACCAUAUGGUAUUGACUGGUAAUAACUGGAAAAUUUUUUUUGUUCCAAAAAAUAUCAAAGUGGAUAUCAUUUUGAAUCGUUACCAACUCCAUACCUUACUAUACCACCCUGGUAUUAGGUGGUAUUUUUCAUACCAUAUGGUAUGCUGUUAACUGGUAAUAACUGGCAAAUUUUUUUGUUCCAAAAAAUAUCAAAGUGGAUAUCAUUUUGAAGAGCACAAUUAAUCUGAUCUAACUGUGCAAAAAAAUUAAAUUUUGAGUUAAAACGAGUGAGAAAUCGUCCGUUAAAGAUUAAGGGAAAGAAAAUUAAUGAUUUUUCCAGGAGAGAGAAGGAACUGCUGAUGUGGCAGAUUCUUAUUGGGUUAGGCAUGGGGUUACUCACCACAAGGUUACUCACCGGAUCUGCUCCUCUUGACAAGGUCGAUUUCCAGGUAGGUGCGGGCACCUGCACCGGUAGUGCUUCUCAUUCUUUUUUUUUUCUUCUAAUUUCUGGUGAUGAGUUCCUUUGGAGUGUCGACGUCUCUUCUAGCCCAGGGUGUUCCAACGAAACCCUGGCAGAUCUAAUUGGCAUUUCGGAAGCAAACAUGCUUACCUACAUGAAGCUGGAGGUUUACAAGGGGGUUUUCGGAUGCCUAUAAUCGUUCGCGAGUAAGGCUCGAUCGGAUGGAAGCAUAGCCUCAUAGGGCAGUUUCUUCAUCAGAAGCCGGAUCUUGCGAUUCUUCGCCGAUGGGCGAAUAAGAUCUAAGAGGCGCGAUGGGCCGAUGAUAGUUUCUCUUCUGGGUGAACAUUGGCUUUUGAUUCAAUUGCCUUCGCAAGCGACAUGCGACUGGAUAUUGGAGAGUAGCAUGUGGUUCUAUCUUGACAAUCUCCUCUAUCACCGCCCCUUGGCGCCUAGGAUUGACGUGGAAGACCUUGGCAGGAAAGCUCUCCCUAUUUGGGUUCGUUUUUCCAAUCUUCAUCUUGAAUAUGUUAACUACCAAGGUCUUUGUCGGGCUGCUAGCUGGAUUAGAGUGCCUCUGGGUGUUGAUCAAACCACUAGAACAGAGUUCAGUUGGGGUAUGCGAAAAUUCUUGUUGAGCUGAGAGUUGAGGGGGAAUUUCUGGAUCAUGUGUUGAUUUAGCCUAAUGAUGAUACUUCUAUUAGGGUUGGUGUUUCUUAUGCUCACCUCUUGUGUGUAAGUCGUGUGAAAUGUUUGGCAUUUGUGAAUGUCAUAAGCAGGUCUAGAUUAGGAAGGAAUCUGCUCAGGGUCCAAAUGCUCCAAUCGUGUCAGAUGUGGAUAAGGUUGCAAUGGUUCAGGACAAGGGUAAGGAGGUUAUGGUCUGUUCACAGACAAAUCCAAGGAUAGGGUGGCUCUCCUAUGCAAGAGGUUAAUCUUGAGAAGAGCUUUGCUGCUGAAUGUUCCUCUUCUGUCCUCCCCUCAGAAACUGAGUUUCAGCUAGUGGUCAAUGGUGCUCGUCCCAGAAUCUGGUCUCCUCAGGCAAGCCCUACAAGUGUGCUACAGCUAUCUCAAUCAUUUGAUCUGUUAAGAAAUCUGGAUGAAGGUACAACUGUUAUUUUACAGGCAGCUCUUAGGAAAGAUGGAAAGAAGGGAGGGGCUUCUGCCCUCCACUUCCAAAUGAUAGUUUUAUUUCUAAAUGUUAGAGGGUUCGACAAACCCUCUAAGCGUAAGAAUUUGUUUUCUAUCCUUAGGUAGAAUAAAGUAGAUAUGGUAGCUAUUUUGGAAACUAGAGUUAGAAAGAAUAAAGCAUAUGAGGUAUCUGAUGGUUUUUGUGAUGGUUGGAAGAAGCAUUUGAACUAUGUUGACAGUGAUCUGGUUCGAAUCUGGUUGUUUUUGGAUUCGGAGAGCCUUGAUUUAAGGGUUUAGUACCUAGCAAAAAAUUUGUUCAUUGUUUGGUAAAGUUAGUGCAGGGUAAAAGCAGUUUUAUUACUGUUGUUUACGGGUCAAAUGAUGAGCUGGAAAGGAGGGCUACUUACACUAAUUAAAUUAGCAAAGGUAAAAGUGAGUAGUCAUCCAUGGUUAAUUGGGGGAGAUUUUAAUGCAGCUUUGAAGCCAGGGGAAGUCUCCAGGGUAUGUGAAGCUACGAGUAUGGAAGAUUUUGGUAGGUGGGUUGCCGCGAUUGAAUUAUUUGAUCACAAAGCUACAUGGCCAUUCUUCACUUGGACAAAUAAUUAGGAGAGGAACCAGCUUGCAAAGAAGUUGGAUAGGGCACUUGUCAAUGAGAGUUGGUUUGAUCAGUUCCCUGAAUGUAUGAUUGAGGUUAAGCCAGUUCCUUUCUCAGACCAUUGUGGGAUUUUGGUAACUUCAAAGUCGGUCCAGAAAACCCUUCCAAAGCCCUUUAAAUACUUAGACUUUUGGUCUAGUAAUCCUUCAUGUAUGCCACUGAUUCAAGAAACAUGGGAUACUCAGAUGGAAAAUCAUCCAAUAAACAGAGUGAAAACAAAGUUGAAUUUGGCAAAGAAAGCUCUCAAGAAGCUCAACAAAGAUGAAUAUUAUAAUAUUAGUGCUAAGGUAAAGGAUACUGAGUGGGCAUUGUUAUCUGCACGUUCAAAGGCCUUUGAUGCUCCUUCUUAGGAGACCUUUGCUCAGGUCUUUGUACUUCAAGCUCAGUUGGAUGAGUUUCAGAAGGCAGAAGAAGGAUUGUAUAAGCAAAAAUCAACGGUGAAUUAUUUGGAUCUCGGAGAUAAAAGCACUAGAUAUUUUUAUCAAGCAGUAAAGGUUUAUAUGGCUAAAAAAGCAAUAAGGAAGCUUAUUACUGCCAGUGGGGAAGAGAUUACAGAUAUGGACAGAAUUAUAGAGGAGAUGGUGGGCUUUUAUCAAAAUUUGUGGGGCUAGAGAUCCGUUAGUGAAGCCAGACUGUUCUCGAUUGGAGUCUUUGGUGAAAAACAAGCUUGGACCACUAGAGUGCUUGAUUUCUUCGCCUUAGAAAGAUUAUCAGGUAGUAUCAAUGCCACUAUUGUCUCUCUUUUGCCUAAAGUUCCAUCUGCUUGUGCUCUUAAAGAAUUUAGACCAAUCUCGUGCAUUAACAUCUUAUAUAAGAUAAUUGCAAAAGUGCUGGCCAAUCGUUUAAAGAAGGUUCUGUCAAAAUUAAUUAGUGGUAAUCAAUCGACUUUCAUAGAGGGUAGAAGAAUAGUAGAAAAUAUCCUUAUGGGUCACGAGUUAAUCAAUGGUUAUCAUAAAAAGCAUCUUUCAUCACGGUGUGCUAUAAAAGUUAAUCUUGUUAAAGCUUUUGAUUCGGUCAGUUGGUGACUUGCUAUGACUCAACUCCUAACAAUGGCCAAGUGUAACCAAUGAAAGGGACUGCAGUAUAGUGGCUCAAGUAAUAAAUAUAGAAUCCAUGGGUCUCUAGAGUUACUAUUACUCAGCUUCAGUUCAUUAUCUAGCAAACCAGAUUAAGCUGGAAGAACUAAAACUACUCUAACAAACUACAGUUAAAGUU
Linum trigynum is the source of this 3462-nucleotide messenger RNA. The record is from the annotation of a GenBank genome assembly. NCBI's taxonomy places the organism in Eukaryota, Viridiplantae, Streptophyta, Magnoliopsida, Malpighiales, Linaceae.